UUGUUAGGCGCCUUAGCCUAUUAUUGCUUCGCAUAGCCUGGAAGGUUGAACUUAAAAUGAGGGUGCUCCUGAUAUCAUUUAUAGCCUUGGCUACUGUGAUCAAUAACAUAGCAGGGGAUGAUGGAAGUUAUCACCCAGAAAAAUACAAGCCCAGACGCCAAGCUCAAUAUUACAGUCCUCUGAACGGAGCGUACAAGAGCCUGACCGAUCAGAAUGGCAAAUUUGGUUCUAUCUACGAUUUCCAACCGAGAAACGCAAAGGCACUAAAUCAAGAACUAUUAGCGCCUUUCGUCAAAUAUGGAGACGGUGAAGACCCAGCUGCCUUGGCGACUACUUUGAGAUCCGUGUAUUCGACCCCAUACACUCCAGUGGUGUCAACGUACCGACCUCUGGUUUAUUCAACUACAGCCAAACCACAUGAUUAUAGAAUUCAAUACGUCGAUGAUCGUUCAGCACAUAUCGUAAAGCAAGAAAAUGACAUAGAGGCUAAUUCGUAUAAUUUCGCAUAUGAAACCGACAAUGGUAUCGCAGCUGCGGAGUCAGGAAGUGUAGACCCUUCGGUUAGGGGUUCAGGAACAAGAGUGAGGGGCUUCUAUGAGUACAUUGGGCCCGACGGCGUAAAAUAUAGAGUUGACUACACCGCCGACGAAAAUGGCUUCAGGCCUGUUGGCGCUCAUAUACCUCAGAACUGAAUACGGAACCCCUGGACUGCUAAUAUUUUAAACACUGCUAAUAUAUUAAACGUGGUGUAUUCGAACUUCUUCAAUGAGUGUGUUGGAGUUGUUGGUGUGAUUUAGUAACCGCGUGUAAUAAAACGAGCCUUUUGUACUAUAAUCGAGAAACGACAGUGACCUUAAGUAGUAGUUAUAAACGAUUAUCGAUAAUUUCGUGAAGGGGUCGAUAAUUUUCUUUUUUGAUCCCUAAAAAUAAAGUAAUUUAAUUAAUGUCUGAAUACGAUAUGCAACGUGAUUCAUGCGAAACGCUUGUAUGUCUCGAAUACAAGAUUUAUUAAAAAACGUUUUUUAACCCGUUUGUUAGUCAACAUGCUAGACUGACCAUGAAAUCGAAAUUUUGUAACCAUAUUUUAUGUGAUUGUUGUAAUAAAAUUUUGACAUGUUCUAUCAUUUAUUCGUACCCUUAGAUGUUUGCGAAUCAAAUAUCACACUUAAAAUCUUUUUCCACGCAUUUAAUAUUGUCUUUUU
Molecule: messenger RNA, 1202 nt
Organism: Manduca sexta (tobacco hornworm)
Lineage: Eukaryota; Metazoa; Arthropoda; Insecta; Lepidoptera; Sphingidae
Gene: CPR40
Product: larval cuticle protein LCP-30
Exons: 3
Coding region: 57-692 (211 amino acids)
Cellular component (GO): chitin-based extracellular matrix
Molecular function (GO): structural constituent of chitin-based larval cuticle
Source: RefSeq, a predicted model, not a curated record